UAAUAAUGAGAAAUCCACAGUUUCUAAGCUACAACAUGAGCCGUCGGAUAAAAAAUAUGACCGUUAUAGACUCUUUCUUCUAUAUCUGUUUGACUCAAAACCCUCGCUCCUCUUGUUCGAAUCAAACAAAAACCCGCCCCGCAUUCUUCACUGAUACUGUAUUCAUUUCGCCGCAGCCAUGUACCAGUCGUCAUCAACAAUGAAAUCGCGCCUCCGGCCACCGCGUCCGAUACCUAAAUCUCCAACUCGUGUUGCAACUCGAACCAUCCCCGACUCUGUCUCUCUUCAAACUCCACCAGGUUCUUUGAUGAAAUCUCAAAAACCAGUUCGAUCUCCCGAACAACUGCGACCUGAAUACCGCACAAUUGCUUGUGAAUUUAGGGCUUUAUCAAAGAUGGUUAAUAACCAAUUCGGAAAGCCAGAUCCAGAAGAAGCUGCUUUCACCGAUUCUUGUAACGCUAAAUCAGGUGUUUUAUUUCAGAGAGGAAGAUUGUAUGAUGAAUAUUCUGCAAGAAGGAACGAAAGGCUAAAGAGAAAACAAGAAAUCACGGUGAAUGAAGUUAAUACUACUAGUAUUAAGCCACCUAAGGUGCCGCCUUCUCAUCGUGCUCUCGGUGUUAAUGUUGAAUCUGGAAAGAAGAUUAAUACCGCGAGAAAACUCGGAAGUCUUAGAAAAUCGGUUUCUGCUGCUUAUUCUGCUGAGGUUAGUGAAACUCCAAGGUACAUGCUUAGAAGCAGGAGUAAGGAUAAUAGUAAGAAACCUCCUCUAGCUUCAAGAAUGGAUAAAUCUGCUGCUGUUGGUGAGAAGAAGAUUGGAGCCACACCUAGAAGAACAGGAAGAAUUUCAUACUAUUAGGGUUGAUUUAAAAUGGAGGAGGACCUGAUUUAAUAAGAUGUCUCGGUUGAAUCUUGUUCUCUGUUAUGUAUUUUACUUUUAUUCAAUGGAAGUUGAGACAUUUUCUGUGUGUGAUAUGAUUUAGACAUUCUUGAUUGUGGAAAUAUAUUUUUCAUUCUUGAUUGCA
Molecule: messenger RNA, 1022 nt
Organism: Lathyrus oleraceus (garden pea)
Lineage: Eukaryota; Viridiplantae; Streptophyta; Magnoliopsida; Fabales; Fabaceae
Exons: 2
Coding region: 179-856 (225 amino acids)
Source: RefSeq, a predicted model, not a curated record